AUGGCCCUCGUGUCGGCAGCGCCGUUUCUCCUGUUGCUCAACGAGCCAGGGGACUACACCUUGAAGGAAUAUGCCCUCAAACUGCUCAACGACCUGGUGAACAACCACUGGGCCGAGAUCGCCAACUCGCUCGACACCCUCGAACAAUUGUGGGAAGACACGCAGUUCCCGCUGCGCCAAUUGGCGGCGUUGGUGGUGUCGAAGUGCUACUACAACCUUGGCGACUACGACCAAUCAGUCAACUACGCCCUCCUCGCCGGCCCCGCCUUCGACAUCAACGAGAAGUCCCAAUACGUUGAGCAAACGGUGUCGCGGUGCAUCGCCCAGUACACGGAAGCGCAAGCCGCUGCCUACCACGGCAAAGGUGAACCCGCUGACCACCGGUUACUGGCAAUCUUCGAACAAAUGCUCCACAAGUGUCAGGACGACAAGUUGGCGCUUGGCCUCGCCCUCGAAACCUACCGCUUGGACGUCAUCCGUCUGGUGUUGAACCGGCUGCCUCAGCUUGUCAGCUACGUGCUUGGCGUCGCCAACCAGGUGGUGCUGUCGCCGACGUUCCGCACUGAAGUGUUGAACGCCCUUGUGGAAGUGUUGAUGGACGUUACUGCGCCCCAAAACCCCGAACCCUACUACGUGGCCUUCCGUAUCGUCGUUCAACUCAACGACACCAAGUUGGCGGUGAGAUUGCUCGACCACUUGGUGUCUCAAGGCCUCGAUCUUGUGGCCUAUCAAGGGGCGUUUGACCUUGUCUCUAGCGCUCACCAACAAUUUUUGGUGGACGUGGCGAAGGACGUUCAGGACGCCAAGGUGAAGAUGAUCCUUCUGGGGGUGCCUCUGUGCGACUUGGACUUGACUUUCCUUUACAAAAACAACGCUGCUGACGUCGGCAUCUUGAACCGCACCAAGGACUUGCUCGAAGGUCGUCUGCUGAUCUUCCACCUGGCGGUCACUUUCGCCAAUGCCUACAUGCACGCUGGCACUACCGACGACCUGUUUUUCCGGAAAAACCUCGAGUGGUUGGGUAAAGCCACCAACUGGCUGAAGUUCCUGGCUACGGCUGCCCUCGGGGUCAUCCAUAAGGGCAACUUGAGCCAUGGGCGUACCAUCUUGCGGCCGUAUCUUCCUCCUGGCGCUGGCGGGUCGGCACAAGGCGCUGCCGCUGCCACCGGUGCUUACACUCGAGGAGGGUCGCUUUUCGCUCUCGGUCUUAUCUUUUCUGGUCACGGUAAGGAAGUGUUGGACUACCUCAAACAUUUUAUCGAUGAUCAUGGUAAUGCUGCUGGCACUCUGGACACUGACGUUAUGCUCCACGGUGCCUGUCUUGGUGCUGGUGUUGCCGGGAUGGGGUGCCGUCUGGUCGAACUUUACGAAGCGUUGAAGGUGGUGCUUUACCUGGACCUGGCUGUGCUGGGUCAGGCUGCCGGUAUUGCUAUGGGUCUCGUCAUGCUGGGCCUGGGUUCCGAGGAAGCCACUCAAGAUAUGUUGACCUACGCUAAGGAAACUCAACAUGAACACAUUAUCCGGGGUUUGGCCAUCGGUGUUGCUCUCCUUCAGUUUGGCCGCAUGCUGGGCGCUGAUGCCGCCAUUGAAGACAUGCUUAGCCAAGAGCUGCUGAUCUUGCGUUACGGUGGUGCGUUCACACUUGCUCUCGCAUACUGUGGCACUGGUGACAACGGGGCUAUCCAAAAGUUACUUCACUUGGCGGUUCUGGACCCCCUGGAUGAUGUUCGUCGGGCAGCGGUCCUUGGCCUUGGCUUCGUCCUUGUCCGCGAUCACACUCAAGCUCCCCAACUUGUGCGUCUCUUGUCGCAACUGCACAACCCUCACGUUCGAUACGGUGCUGCCAUGGCCCUUGGUAUUGCCGGUGCUGGGAAGGCUCAUGCUGAAGCUCUUGCCAUUGUGGAGCCCCUUCUGCGUGACCCUGUCGAUUUCGUUCGUCAAGCGGCUCACAUGGCUCUGGCAUUGAUUCUCAUCCAACAAACUGAAACCACCUUUCCAACCGUUACCAAGUACACCAAAAAUUACGUAUCGACAAUCAAGGCGAAGCAUGAAGAUGCACUUGCCAAGUUCGGUGCCACUCUUGCUCAAGGUAUUAUCGACGCUGGUGGUCGUAACCUGACCAUAUCCCUUGAAAACGCUCACACGAAUACUUUGAACACUCCUGGUGUUAUUGGGUUGGCGUUGUUCUGUCAGCUGUGGUAUUGGUUCCCCAUGGCUCACUUUUUGCUGCUUUCAUUUGCUCCUACCACGGUUAUUGGCGUCACUCUGGACUUGAAGGCUCCCAAAGCAUUCGAUGUUGUGUGUCACUGUAAGCCAGAGGUGUUUGUUUACCCUUCGAAGGUGGAAGAAAACAAGGAACAAAAGGAGAGCAAGUUUGCAACCGCUGUUCUUCUGACCACCGCAAAACACAAGCGCAGACAACGCAAAGACAGCGCUGUCUCGGUCAGCUCCGUCCCUUCGGCACCCACAACUACUGAUGUUGCACCGACAUCUUCGGCUCCGACUGCCAACGAAGAGAAGGAAGAGAAAGACAAGGAGCAAUUGGUACUUCCAAAGCACACCAAAGACAGCUACCGCAUCGCCAACUUGACCAGAGUGGUGCCUUUGCAAGUUCAAUACAUUGGUGCUGACGCCAACAACCGUUUCCAACCGGUUCGGAAGCUCAAGCUGGCUAUGGGGGGUGUUGUUGUUUUGACUGAUCUGACGCCUGAUGAACCCAAGGAGCUGAUCAAGACUGUGCGGCAGUUGUACAUCACCGAAGCGCCGGUGCCAGAGCCUUUCACUCUCGAAGAUGAAGACGAAGAGGCCUAA
Diutina rugosa is the source of this 2811-nucleotide messenger RNA. RefSeq names its product proteasome regulatory particle base subunit (gene RPN2). NCBI's taxonomy places the organism in Eukaryota, Fungi, Ascomycota, Pichiomycetes, Serinales, Debaryomycetaceae. Gene Ontology annotation, biological process: regulation of protein catabolic process; proteasome-mediated ubiquitin-dependent protein catabolic process. Bases 1 to 2811 code for a protein of 936 amino acids. Gene Ontology annotation, molecular function: enzyme regulator activity. The record is from RefSeq and is a predicted model, not a curated record. The transcript has a single exon. Gene Ontology annotation, cellular component: proteasome complex; nucleus; proteasome regulatory particle, base subcomplex.